This is a messenger RNA of Rotaria sp. Silwood1, 1632 nucleotides long. The record is from the annotation of a GenBank genome assembly. NCBI's taxonomy places the organism in Eukaryota, Metazoa, Rotifera, Eurotatoria, Philodinida, Philodinidae.
AUGUCGAUAGAACCUGUAAGUGAAGUUGAUCAAGAUACAAACGCAAGAUUGAUGGAACCUGAAAAUGAAAUUCUUCGUCAUCAGCAUAAAAAUGUUCAGUAUGGAAAGCCAUAUUUUGCAGUAUUAUUAGCGGCCUUUUCUUCGUUGGGUGGAUGGUUUUUUGGCUAUGAUCAAGGUGUUACUGGUGGCAUUGUUGUUAUGAAUUCAUUUAAAAAUGACUUUUGUGUUGGCUUAUAUGCUAAUGCAAGUGUCUGCGAUCUUCCUGUGGGUGCUUUACCUUCUGAUUACAGACGAUUCUUAGUACUAUAUACGUUACUGUAUAAUGUCGGAUGUUUUGUUGGUGCUGCGUUCAUUUCUUCAUUUGUGGCAGAAAAAUUUGGACGUCGAGCCAUCAUUUUCACAGCAUCAAUUCUAUUUUUCAUUGGUACUUCAAUGGUUAUUUUUUCACCAGGUGGUUCCAAAAAGAUAAUGAUUUUAAUAUUAAUUGGUCGGAUUGUUGAAGGGACCGGCGUUGGCUGUUCUUCAUUUGCAUGUCCAUUAUAUGCUUCAGAAAUAGCUCCAACAAAUCUACGUGGAAUGCUUUCUGCUUUUAUGCAAAUGACAGUCGUAACUGGUUUAUUUCUUGCUAACGUGGUAAAUUUUUUAUUGCAAAAUCAUAAAUGGGGCUGGCGAUUGUCAAAUGGAAUUAUUUUGAUCGCUCCAGUCACGAUUAUGAUCGGCAUAUUUUUCUGUCCGGAAACUCCUCGAUGGUUGUUUAAAAAAGAGAGUCGAGUAUCGGCCGAGAGAAGUUUAAAACGCAUCCGUAAAACAACCGAUGUAAGAGCUGAACUAGAUGCUAUUGCCGAUGCUAUACAAGAAGAAGGUGAUCAAGUUUCAAUCAAAGAACUAUUAGCAACAAAGAAAAUGCUUCGAAGACUUGGUAUUGCUAUAGGAAUGCAUGUUUUAAAUCAGGGAACGGGUAUUAAUCCUAUAUUUACAUAUGGUGGUAUUAUUUAUGAAAGUGUUCUCGGAAAGGGAAUCGUAUCAUUAUUGAUUUUGUCUGGUGUGAAUCUCCUAAGCACAAUACCAGCCUUGUUUCUAAUUGAUAGACUAGGUCGUCGAAAACUUCUCAUAUUUUUUGGCUUAGGUAUGGUAGUUGGACAUCUUGUGGCAGCAACAGUGUUUGCUACAGGUUGCAAUGUAAUUAAAACAAUCAUCACUAACACUACAACAAGUGAAGAAAUUGUAAAUUGUAAAACAACUUCUGGUAUACUAAUGCUUGUCUUUACAGUUAUUUUUGUAGCUUUUUAUGCACUUUCUUGGGGAGCAGUCGUCUUUGUUUAUGUAGCUGAGAUUUUCCCUCUUAAUGUCAGAGCUAAGGCUAUUUCAAUAGCGACAGGAAGCAAUUGGUUAAUGGGUACACUUAUGUCUUAUAUGUUAGAGUUAAUAGCUCCAAUAGGGAUUCAUGGAGUAUUUUAUCUUUUUAGUGUUCUGUGCUUAUUGGGUGUAAUAUUCGUCUACCGUUUCUGCCCAGAAACAAGAGAUAUUUUACUGGAAGAUAUUGAAGAAGAGUUUGCUAAUUUCUAUUUAAGGAAUAGAACAACAAAAAAAACGACAAAAGUCCGAUCAGCAGAACAAAACAAGAAGAGCUAA